This is a messenger RNA of Heteronotia binoei (common prickly gecko), 918 nucleotides long. Its product is annotated as olfactory receptor 6X1-like. Gene Ontology annotation, molecular function: G protein-coupled receptor activity; olfactory receptor activity. Bases 1 to 918 code for a protein of 305 amino acids. The record is from RefSeq and is a predicted model, not a curated record. Gene Ontology annotation, cellular component: membrane. The transcript has a single exon. Gene Ontology annotation, biological process: G protein-coupled receptor signaling pathway. NCBI's taxonomy places the organism in Eukaryota, Metazoa, Chordata, Lepidosauria, Squamata, Gekkonidae.
AUGGCCAAUGGGACAUCAGUGAGCAACUUCAUCCUUCUGGGCUUCCCAACUCUUCGGAAAUGGCAUCUGUCGCUCUUUAUACUCAUCCUCAUCAUCUACAUUCUCACCAUUGCUGGAAACAGCCUCAUCAUCGUAAUUGUGAAGGUCAGCCAACAGCUCCAUACCCCAAUGUAUUUUUUCCUUAGCAACCUCUCAUUCCUUGAGAUCUGGUACACGACGACUGUCAUCCCUAAGAUGCUGGAGACCUUUCUGACAGCCAGGACAACCAUCUGUCUUCGUUGUUGCCUGAUGCAAUCCUUCUUCCAUUUCUUCCUUGGCAUCACUGAAUUUCUCAUCCUCACUGCCAUGUCCUUUGACAGAUACAUUGCCAUUUGCAAGCCUUUGCAUUACACGACCAUUAUGAGCAGACAACUCUGUUCUUUACUGGCCUUAGGAUCCUGGUCACUGGGAUUUGUGGUUAUCUUCACCCAGGCAGUUUUGCUCCUGAAGCUGCCAUUUUGUGCUGGAAACAUCAUCGACCAUUACUACUGUGACAUCGGACCUAUUCUGAAAUUGGCUUGCACUGACACUGACCUGGUUGAAUUCUUGGGUUUGUUGGGAACGGUAACCAUAAUCCCCAGUUCUUUUCUGUUCACGGUGGUUUCCUACAUCUACAUCAUCUCCACCAUCCUGAGAAUCCCCUCCAGCAAGGGACAACAAAAAGCUUUCUCCACCUGUGCUUCCCAUCUCACAGUGGUCACCAUUCUUUACGGAGCUGUUCUCUUCAUGUACUCAAAACCCACAGCACACUCCUCCUUCAGCUUCAACAAAGUGGUCUCAGUUCUCAACACGGUGUUGACCCCACUGCUGAACCCUUUCAUUUAUACAAUACGGAACAAAGAAGUGAAAGCAGCUUUGAAGAAAGUUAUAGCCAAGUGA